GCGAUACUCCCGGCAGAAUCAGGAUCCUGUCAAUCAUGCUCCGUAUCGCCGCUCUCCUGGCCGCGCUUUGCGCUGUAGCCCAAUGCUGCCCCACCAUCCUCACUAAAGCCCAAUGGGGAGGACGUGCCCCAACCUGCCGCACCGCCAUGGCCACUCCCGUCACCUACGUCAUCGUUCACCACACCGCCGGGGCCUCCUGCUCCAGCCAGUCCACUUGUAUCACCCAGACUAAGAAUAUCCAAAACUACCACAUGAACAGCAACGGCUGGUGUGACAUCGGAUACAGCUUCCUGGUUGGAGGAGACGGCAGCAUAUUCGAGGGUCGUGGCUGGACCUCAGUGGGUGCUCAUGCCCCCAACUACAACUCCAACUCCAUUGGCAUCAACCUGAUUGGAACAUUCACAAGCACUAACCCCACCACCGCCGCCCAGAAUGCCGCCAAGAAUCUCAUCAGCUGUGGAGUCACCAGAGGUUACAUCAAGUCUGCUUACAUCCUGAAGGGACAUCGCAAUGUCACCGCCACCGAGUGCCCCGGAAACACCUUCUACAACACUCUGAAGACCUGGCCCCGCUUCCAGGCCUAGAAGAUCCCACCAAGGUCCAAUGAUGAAGAAGCCACGUGGAGACCAGAAUGGAGGGGGGGGGGGGAGAGGAGGGAUACAUUCUGGACACUCGCCUGUUAUAUAUGAUGUAUGGGUUCCACGGGACCAUGAGUACCCCUUCUGAGGGAUAGAAAAAUUUGUCAGUAAUAAAAUGUUGGUGAAAAAUGA
This is a messenger RNA of Rana temporaria (common frog), 770 nucleotides long. RefSeq names its product peptidoglycan recognition protein 1 (gene PGLYRP1). Gene Ontology annotation, biological process: innate immune response; peptidoglycan catabolic process. The coding region runs from base 36 to 584 and encodes 182 amino acids. The transcript is spliced from 5 exons. NCBI's taxonomy places the organism in Eukaryota, Metazoa, Chordata, Amphibia, Anura, Ranidae. Gene Ontology annotation, molecular function: zinc ion binding; peptidoglycan binding; N-acetylmuramoyl-L-alanine amidase activity. The record is from RefSeq and is a predicted model, not a curated record.